UGCAGAUUUUCGGGUUGUGAUUUGUUUGUUUUUAUUUUCUUACACAUUAAUCCUACCCUACAAUGUGAUUCAGUGAUUUGUUUAGUUUAUAUACAUCAAAUUCGGUCAUAAUAUUGCCCAAGCAAAGUUUUUAUUACAUUUUAUAAAAAAAAUCAAAAGCCUGCCGGCUUAGUUUUUUUAUGUAGGCUUAUAAAAUAGAAUGACCUUGUUUACCAAUUUAGUUUUAUUAUUGUAUUAUUUGCCCCUCGAAUUCACUUUUAAAUUAAUUUAAAAUCUAAUGAAGAUUAGUUAAUAUAAGUAAGCUUAGUUCAGAACUAGGCCUGAUUAAAACAAUAACUGUACAGUCAUGUUCAAAACAAGUUUAAACUUUAUAAACACCAACAAAACUAUUCCUUCAAUAACUUCAAUUAACAACUUGUUAAACAAUGCGAAAACUGUGUCAGCUUUCCAGCAGUCCAAUUAUGCUGAAUCAAGAUCUUUUGGCUUUGAUAAUUCUGCACAGAAAUUACCUGAGUCUACCAGAGUUAUUAUAUGUGGUGGAGGUGUCUUAGGAGCUUCAGUAGCAUAUCAUUUAGCUGAGUUGGGAUGGGGUCAAGACACAAUUGUUUUGGAACAAGGAAGAUUGGGAGGAGGAAUGACAUAUCACUCGUCUGGCCUAGUCGGAGUGUUCAAGCCCAGCAGAGCCCAAGUUAGAUUGUGCAAGGAAAGUGUGCAGCUCUACAAAGAUCUGACAGCUCAAGGCCAUAAACUGGGUUGGAAACAAUGUGGAACGCUCAAUGUUGCACGCACAAGGGACAGGAUGACUCACUUCCGGAGAAUGAAAGCUCAAUCGAUUGCUCUAGGAAUAGAGUGCCACCUGGUGACUCCUGCCGAGGCACAGAGUUUGUGUUCCAUCAUACAAGUAGAUGACAUUAAAGGAGGAUUGUGGGUACCAGGCGAAGGUGUUUGUAAUCCAUAUGAUAUUUGCAAUUCCCUGCUACAACUAGCGAAAAACAAAGGUGUUCGUGUUAUCGAGUUCUGCGGGGUGGAGCGUGUGCUGUCAGAGGACGACCGAGUGACUGGAGUGGAGACCAACCUCGGCACUGUCAAGUGUCAUGUGUUUGUCAACUCCGGAGGGUUCUGGGCAAGGCACAUCGGCCAGAUGAGUAACCCGGUUGUCAAGGUUCCGUUACACCCGGUGGAGCACUACUAUCUCUACACCAAGCCCAUCGCAGGGUUGGACCCUAUGACUCCAGUCGUGCGAGAUCUGGACGGGCAGGUGUAUGUACGAGAGCAUGACGGCAGUUUGCUAGCCGGAGGUUUUGAACCGGUGGCCAAGCCGGCCUACGAGGAUGGCAGUAUACCUUUAAAGAUGAUGGAUCUGAAUAUUGGAUUGAAACCAAAGAAAAAGAGGGAUGUUGAUUAUGCGGAAGGUGACUCACCAGUAGAGCGUGUGUUGCCCGAGGACUGGGACCACUUCCACGUGCUGCUGGAGCAGUUACUGCACCGAGUACCGAGGCUGGGCAGUGCUGUACUGCACAAGCUCACCAACGGGCCCGAGGGAUUCUCCCCUGACUGCAAGUGGAUCAUUGGAGAAGCCCCUGAGCUGCGGAACUAUCACGUGGUGGCAGGAAUGAAGACUGUCGGAAUAUCGGCAGCCGGAGGUGUAGGGAGAGCCACAGCUGAGCGAAUCAUCAACGGCCUCUUCCCAUACGACAUGUACGAGCUGGACAUCUGCCGCUUUCUGGGAUUGCACAACAACCGCAAGUUUCUUAGAGAUCGCAGCAGGGAGGCUCCAGGUCUUCACUACGCUCUGCCAUAUCCGUUCAGAGAGUUCCGCACAGGUAGAAAUCUGAGGAUGUCUCCCAUAUACCCUAGACUGAGAGAGGCAGGAGCUGUCUUUGGGCAGGUUAUGGGUUAUGAGAGACCGGCCUACUUCGACCCUGAUCAUGUGGAAGAAGGAACAUACAAGGAUGAUGGUCGGCCUUACCGAAUUGCUGAAACAUUUACGUUUGCAAAACCAGACUGGUUUGACUUUGUGGCCAGAGAGUACGAAGCUUGCAGAGAGACUGUGGGCCUUUGUGACUACUCUUCCUUUACAAAAAUAGACCUCACAUCGAAAGGGCAAGAAGUGGUGGAUCUACUUCAGUACCUCUGCUCCAACGAUGUUGACAUUCCAGUCGGAGGUAUCAUUCACACAGGUCUUCAGAAUGAGAGGGGAGGGUAUGAAAAUGACUGCAGCUUGACAAGACUUGCAGAAAACCACUACAUGAUGAUAGCUCCAACUAUCCAACAGACAAGGUGUAAAACCUGGAUCCAACGCCACUUGCCCUCCGACAGCUCAGUGUCCGUGUCCGAUGUCACGUCCAUGUUCACUGCCAUAGCAAUCAUUGGACCCUUCACUCGCACUUUACUCUCCGAACUCACGGACACUGACCUUUCACCUAAGUCAUUCCCUUUCUUCACCUUCAAGGAACUGGACGUGGGCCUCGCUAACGGAAUCAGAACUAUGAAUCUCACACACACUGGCGAGCUGGGAUACGUCAUGUACAUCCCGAAUGAGUUUGCACUUCACGUGUACAAUAAACUGUUGGAGGUGGGUGCGAAGUACAACAUCCGCCACGCUGGACACUACGCCACGCGAGCACUGCGCAUCGAGAAGUUCUACGCAUUCUGGGGCCAGGACCUUGACACCACCACUACCCCACUCGAGUGUGGUCGGACGUGGCGUGUCAAGUUCGAUAAAGGUCCAUUCAUCGGACGGGAGGCGCUGCUGCGCCAGAGAGAGGAGGGGGUGCGGCGCAUGUACGUUCAGUUGCUGUUGCAAGACCACGACCCGGACCUGGAACUGUGGGCGUGGGGUGGAGAGCCCAUCUAUCGAGAUAACCAAUAUGUGGGUGCCACCACCACUACCGGAUACGGGUUCACACUCAAGAGAAUGGUAUGUUUGGGGUUUGUCCAGAACCUAGACGCCCAAGGUAACCCUCAGGUGGUGACCAACGACUACGUGAUGUCGGGCCAGUACGAGGUGGAUAUCGCAGGGAUCCGAUACCCCGCCAAGGUGGGGUUACACUCGCCCAACCUGCCCACCAAGUAUCCGGACCAGGAGCGUGAGGGAUACUUCGCUACCCGUGACAAGAUGGUCACCGAGCCACUACUCAGGGCUAACGUCACCAAGUAGUGUCACCGACGACAGGUCCAGACCAGCCUAACCGAAUGUUCCUAUUUUUACAGCGCCUUUUCAACUCGACACAUUCACUGAUCCAAGUGAAGAACUGUUGGUAUUCAAUGGUCAGGAAUGAUCACAGUAUUAUAAUGGUCUAGUGAGAAUGUCACUGCGAGUACUGCGUGGGUAGGAACAGAUCUAUUAUUACAGAAGAUAUGCUGCUAUUUUAAGUUCUAGAGAUAGUUCAAGUUCAAGCUGAAUAUACAUUUCAAGGGCUGCUUGAUAAUAUCUGUUUUCCUCAAAACGCUUCGAGUACUCAAAGAAUCAAGAAAAGAAACCUGGAAUUUUUAUAUUUUACAAAAUAUGUUGGUAGUUUUAUUGCAUAUUUGUAAAAUUUUGCUAAUCCGAAUUUUCCUGUGAGCAAGUAUAGCUAGUAAUAGGGUAGCAGUACAAAUUCUGCAUUGAGGUUAUUCAGCUAUAUUUUCAUCAUUACGUAUAUUUAUAUGAAGGUCACUGCACGAAAAUGUGAAAUACAUCUUUUAUUUAUAGGAAAACUGGUAAAGGUUAUAAUGAAAUGUCAGUUUUAUACAUUUUACAGAGAAAUAUGUGUAAGUACAAUGGCAUUAAAGUACGGAAUAGUAUGUUUCGGUAGGAUCAAACUAAUUUUUGUUGUAAAGUACAAAGAGAUCCAUUGAUAGUGAACAGGCAGGCAGGUUUUUGUCAUGAUUGUGUACAGAAACAAAACUAUUUUUACGAUAAAGUACCUUCACAAUGUUACUGUUUGAAGGUUAUGUGGGAAAAUAAGUAGAUACGGUUUCAUUAAUAUGCAUGUAAUAAAAGUGUAAUUUAAAAUGUUUUUAGAAGCAAAUUAUAUUAUUUUUUACCAACCCUUGUAAUAACGGAAAAGAAAUAUUGUUCUUUUUAAUUCCGUAACACACUUAGUGCUUGAUAAAGGCCAUAUUUGUGGUCUGAUACUUGGAAGAGUUCAAACAAUAACUCAAAGUUAUGUUAUGUACUCUCUGUGAUUUUUAAGGAUGAGCUUCUUGAGUAAAUAGGACUUAUAUAAUAAUACACAUCUCAUUAAUGACAUUUAAUUAUCAUGGUAAAAUUGACUGAUCAUUUUCACAGCUCUAACUGUUUCUUAAAUUGUUGUUACAAAUUAAUUUUGUCAAUUCACAUUUUUUUUAAUUAAAAAGUUUUUCGUAUUAUAAAAAAGGCAACAAAAACGAUAAAAGUUUAAUAGGAGCACAGAAUUAUGGUAGGUGGAGUGGGGUAAUGUUCGUAAUAAAAGUCAGCUGUUGGUAUAAAAAAAAGAUAAUUUAUUUUCUCAGUUAUCAGCUUGAGAAUGAUGUCAAUACCCGAGAACUCAGCGUAAGGUGAAUGUGAUUGUAGGAUGAGUAUAAAUGAGCGUAUGUAUGAUCCUGUGACUAUCUAGCAAGAUCUAAAGAUUUUAGUAAGUCUUAUUAAGUAAGUAAAUUAACCAAUAUAUUGUAACGUGGAGUCCAAAGCAUAGAGAUUCCAGAAUGGACUAUUUCGGUAGAUUUCUAGCUGCCAAAGCCAAAUUCUAUUCCCCCACCUCCAAAAGAUGACCUGGAUACUAUGUUAUCGAAGGUUUAGUGCGGACACGAAGUAUCCCAGAUAUCCAAUAUAUCCACGAAAUGUUACCUCCAAGUAGCUAGACUACUCACCGUUCUUGUUGGUGAUCAAGUGAAACAUGGAUUUAAUAAUGUUUCACAUGUUGUAUACUAGAGCAAGACUUGGCACAUAAACAACACCAUAUAGAAAAGAAAAUCACAUUAAUCCAAAUAAUCUGACACAAAUCAUAAGUGUGUCAUCCCAUAAAGGCGAACUUGCUGUGGUCCUUAGUGAUCUGUAAUGGUUGACGGUGUCAAAUACAUGAAAUCAUUAUUCUAACGGACUCUAUCUUUAAUAAUUAUCAAAACAACCACUAUGCAGGGUGUCCCCUGUACAUUUUGUUACAAUUAACAUGUGAUGGUUGUAAUAAAGUUAUUUUUUCCCUUAACAUACCUUAAAAUAUGAAUUACAUAUGCUAUUGGCGGGUUUCUUAAUUCUAUAGAAGCAUGCCUUAUUGUAGAUGGCUUAAAAAAAUUGCUCUGUACAGGAAGCCUAAUGAAAAAUCUUAAUGUACUUUCCUCAGUUGUCAGACAAUAUACUGCCUAAAAAUACCUAUUUACUGUUAAGCAACAAGUUUAUAAAUAUAGGCAAUUAUUUUUAAAUGCAUAUUAUGGUCCUAUUUUCAAAUUUUUUGUGGCUUUCUCUUAAAUCACAUGAUAGUUGAUAACACACAUGAUGGUUAGGUUUAAAUAUCAAGUCAUACCUGAUGAACUUUUGUAAGGUUUGUUUUUGUGAAUUUAAGAAAUGGCAGGUGAUAAUUUGUGUACCACAUUCCACUUGUAUUCUGGCUGAAAGGACAAAUGCCUUAUGAACACUGUGUCAUCCAGUAGUAAGUAACACCAAGGUGGCAGUUUUGUAGGAAUUCAAAUUCUAGACUUGGCAAUCAGUUGGUAUUUUGUCACUUUUGUAUUGCCUACGAAAUGACGCAUACAAGUAAUGCAACGUACAUGUUAAUAGCAAAUAAUUUAAUUUUGUAAAUAAGACUGUUAUCAUCAGCAGCUAUUUGUAAUGUUUAUGAAACUGUUUGCAUUUUUACUCAAGUAUAUGUGGCUUAGAGGUAAUCCAUACUAGUUGAUAUUGAAUAUAAGUGCUUUUUUACUCUCCCUGCUGUUUUUUUUAUUUUUUAAUAAAAAAGGAGAGUUUGAUCUCCUUUUUUGUCUUAUUUUACUCGUCCUUAUGGGCCACUUGCUGUUUGAGGAUCGUAUCAAACAGAAUAAAUAAGCUGGUUGUCUGUCUGUGUGUUUGCACAAUAUCUGUAAAACAAAUUGACCUAUAGACUUGAAAUUUUGCAUGACAUACAUUUCUACAUAGUACAAGAAUGGGUUCAAUGAUAGUCAAUCACUGAUACAAUUACUCUUUAGUCUGCGGUUGGGCGUGGUGUACAAAUUUCUCUUCUGUAUCAAUACCUGUCCGCAGGAUAUCUCAAGAAUGGAAUGAGCUAUAGAUUAGAAAUUUUGCAUGGGACCUCAGAGAAGCCUGUUAUAUGUGAUACAUGGUGUGUCGUACCUUGUUAUUAUCAGAGGAAGUGUAGGAGUGAAGAUAUAUGACAAUAUAUGUAAAAAGAACUAGACUGAAUCAAGAUAAUUUUUCCAAUGCAUAAUUUAGCAGCCACCGUAAUAAUAAAUUAUAUUACUUACUUCUUUGAGAACAGUAGCUAGUAGCUAUACCUAUAUAAGACAGAUUAGAGAUAGUAUAAUAUGUAAGCCAGAACUUGUAUGGGACACACAGCAAUUAAACUCAGUAUGUUCAAAGAAGUGUUAAUGUAAUACUUGUUACAUGGAGCAACCUGUUUUAUUGUUCUCUUAAGACAAAAAGCUGAGAAAUUGUUCUUAGUCCUGAAUGGACUUUAGCGUUGCUUCCAAAGUGACAGGGUAUUCUGGAUGAGUAAGGUUGGCGGCAAUGGCUGUCUCCUGUCGAGAUCCUUGAGAAUGGAUUGCGGGCAUUACAUUUUUCCUGUUACCUCGGAAGAAGGGGUGGCCAGCUCUGUACCAGCCUCUCCAGUCAAAGCAGCCAGGGGUGCCACACCCUUAUGUCUAGACUAGCAACAUCCCUUAACACUUAGGAAACCUCACCAACUCCAACAGUUAUCUCCAGCAGUAGACUAGACCUAUCGAGAUACCCUUGCACUCCAAUAUCUUGACAUUUACGGUCGUUGAUGUGCUCCUGGACAUCCAUAAGGUUACCCAGAUUUAAGUGACACAUCGGUUUUUACUGUACCCUGUGUUUGUACGAUUGAGGCAGUAACUAAUAUUGAAGGGGCAGGAUUAGCAGGCAACUGGAGGAACUGGUAAUAAGACGGUGUUUAAGACUAUUGGACUGUUUGUCUGGUUUAGUCGAAGAUCAGAUUUGAUUCAUACUCUGCGACUUAACAAUUAUAUCAUAAGUCAUCAGGCAAUCAGUUCUUGAAAACAGGGCAAGAAAAUGAAGCUUUACAUGAAAUUAGUUUCUUCUGCCAAAGAGAAACUAUUAGAACACCCAAGAAAUAUCUGUGUGAAUAAAAUAAGAUUUUAUAAGAGGAACCUGAUAGUAAAAGAAUUGUUAAGAUGACAAAAGUAUUAAAGAAAAAUCAACUGGAUAAAAUGUUCAAACUUGUAGUGUAUUUUUAAAAUCUUUGAAAAUGAAUUUUUCUAUAGAAACAACUAGAAAACAUUUUGAAACCCUGUAUUUACAGAGUUUUUGAGAAGUAAGACAUUGAUUUUUGUCAGAAGUAUUUGCAGUCCUUAUGGUAAAAAAAUAGAAUAGUGUUUUAUACAGUCAUAUUCUUAGCAGCAAAGCUUCCAAGAUAUAUAGUUAUAUAAAAUAUUUAGAUGUAGUUCACUUAUUUGAUUCAUGAGCUUCCUUACUUAAGAAAAUGCCUGAUAGCGUUUUCAAUUUCUAGCACAUAUUUAAUAUUUAGAAAGCUUAAUUAUGUAUUAAAAGUGAAAAAGUUGAUAAAUAAAUAUAGUUUUAAACAUUAAGUCAUACCUGAUGAACUUUUCUAAGGUUGGUUUUAUUUUGCCAGUUCAUAUUUUUAGUGUCCCAGUUGAUGUAGCAUUAGAUAAGCCAGUACACAAAGAGUAUUUAGUCAUAGAAUUUUCUUAGAAAUCAAUUGCUUCCAAUAUAAAAAUAUGUGUUCCAAAAUAUGCCCUUUAAAUAUAAGUGAGCUCUUUUUGUUUAGAUUUAGUUCUAAGUGAAUUGUCUCUGAAUGAAUUAUUAGUUACAGUUAUGGAGGUUGUUUUUCCUGCUGUACUAAGGGUCAUAUUUAUACUGUUGAAUAAUAAUAGUAUUGAACUACAAAAUACUUUUACUCUUUCUUCCCACAGUUUCGCUGUAAAAUCUGUUGAUGUCUCAUCUUAAAGGAGUGAUUUGUGUAGAUCCUAAUAAUGUAUCUUUAGUUUUUGUUUUACUAUUAAAGAUUAGCGAACAAAAAAUAUUCUGACAUUGUUUUCCAUCUCAUUGUUAAAUUAUUUUUAACAACAUAAUAAUUAUGAAAAAAAUAUAAAAAAAGAACAAAACAACCAAAAGAACACAAAAAUCAAACAUAGGUGCAUAUGAAUCAUACUUUAAAAUGAAACAUCAUUCAAAAUUCUUCAACACGAUUAAAAUCUUUAAUUCAUCAAAUGUGAGUAAAAGCCUUUAUGGCUUUAAAGUGUUCUUACAGGAUCUUAUAUUAAACGUCUGAAUAGUGUCAUAUAACAAGACGUAUUUCAUAUAUAAAUAAUUCUUAAUUCCUCUAGUUUUUUCAUUUUCCCUUUUAUAACAUGAUUUUUGUCACACCCUCUCUAGACGUAGUAACUGUUUGAACUGAAAUAAUGUAAGUGCAGAAGUACAAGUUCAGUAGUAUACGGUGUAGGCAGCUUAGUUUAGUUGUGAGUUUGUUGCCUGAAGUGCAUCAUUCGGUGUUAACUUGUGUUCAUCUUGUUACAAAUGGUCUGUUUCUACAUUUAUAAAAAAACAUAUUUGUAAAUUUACUUGAGGAGUUGUUCGUGUAAUGUUGCUAUCGAUAUAUUUUUCUAUAUUUAGCUGAUCCCCGUAAAAUGUCAUUGAAGUAUUACAGUGUUAUCAUCUACUGCAGUUAUAUUCGUUAUCAAAAUUUAUGUAUACAUAUUUAUUAUUACCGUAAUUUAUUAUUUAUAUUUUAAAGCUCCAUUAAAGUGAUCUGCCUGUUUGUUUUGUGAAUAAUGUCUAUAACCUACGUUACGAUUUGUUUUGUAUAUUGUUUUAAGUAUUUUAACUGUGAUUUGCUAAUUCUAAGUCAUCACUAAUAAUAAAGAGAUUUAGUUUGAA
Messenger RNA from Homalodisca vitripennis (glassy-winged sharpshooter), 9046 nucleotides. RefSeq names its product pyruvate dehydrogenase phosphatase regulatory subunit, mitochondrial. Gene Ontology annotation, molecular function: oxidoreductase activity; protein binding. Gene Ontology annotation, cellular component: mitochondrion. The record is from RefSeq and is a predicted model, not a curated record. NCBI's taxonomy places the organism in Eukaryota, Metazoa, Arthropoda, Insecta, Hemiptera, Cicadellidae. The transcript is spliced from 16 exons. The coding region runs from base 347 to 3160 and encodes 937 amino acids.